AUGUUUUUUUUCUCUUUAAAUUGUAGAUCAGUUACUACUGCAAGUGCUUCGUUGACACGAAAAGUCCUGUUCCCACCUCUUCUUCCUCCACAGCGACCCUUUCGGGUAUCUAACAGUGAUAGGAGCCGACGGAAAGGUGUUGUAGCAAGUACAUUAAAGGAACUUGUCGAUAAGGCCAUUGAUACAUUAUUGAUAACUGCUGGCGUGGUAACACUUGUACUAGAGGAAGAUGGCACUGUCGUUGACACGGAGGAGUUCUUCCAGUCUCUGGAGAUUAACACAAACUUUCUACUCCUUGAAGGAGGUCAGAAGUGGACACAGGAAAGAAAAGCUACACGUUCAACACCACAAACGCACAAAAAAGGAAUCGCAAAUGUUACCCUAGACUUAUACAAGUUACAUCCUAGGGAUUUUAUAGGCUGUUUGAAUAUAAAGGCAACAUUUUAUGAAAUGUACACGGUGUCUUGUGAUAUCCAGUGCUUGGGAGCCAAGAAGGUUCUACGGUGA
Molecule: messenger RNA, 507 nt
Organism: Staurois parvus
Lineage: Eukaryota; Metazoa; Chordata; Amphibia; Anura; Ranidae
Source: the annotation of a GenBank genome assembly